UCGUCUCGUCAAUUCGCCGCAAUGGCGGACGGAGCCGCAGUAGCCGUCGGAGCUGGUCCCGAUGUAAACACAGCUGGAAACCCUACAGAAAUCGCCAUGGCAUAUUUACAAGACGAGAAGACUGAUGGCGACAUUGCUAACCUCAACCUGGGGGAACUGGACCUCACCACCGAUGAGUUUAUCUUGGAUGAAGUGGACAUUCAUAUUCAGGCCAAUCUAGAAGAUGAUCUGGUGAAGGAGGCCCUCAAAACGGGUGUUGACCUCCGUCAGUACUCUAAACAGGUGGAGGCGGAGCUGCAGAGGAUCGAACAGGCCUCCAUCAAAGACUACAUCAAGGAGAGUCAGAACAUCGCUCUGCUGCACAACCAGAUCACCGCCUGUGACUCCAUACUAGAGCGUAUGGAGGGCAUGCUGAGCGGCUUCCAGAGCGACCUCUCCUCCAUCAGCAGCGAGAUCCAGACGCUGCAGCAGCAGUCGGUCAGCAUGAACGUCCGGCUGAAGAACCGACAGGCCGUUCGCAGCCACCUCAGCCAGCUGGUGGACGAGCUAGUGGUGCCUGGAGCCAUGAUCUCCACCAUCCUGGACAGUCCGGUGACGGAGCAGGAGUUUCUGGAGCAGCUCCACGAACUCAACAACAAGAUCAACUUUGCCAAAGAGCUGAGCUUCAGAGAGACGCUGGCCUGCUCUGACAUCCAGGACAUCGUCGACCGCCUCAAACUCAAGGCCGUGUCGAAGAUCAGAGAGUUCAUUCUUCAGAAGAUCUACUCCUUCAGGAAGCCGAUGACCAACUACCAGAUCCCACAGAACACUCUGCUGAAGUACAGGUUUUUCUACCAGUUUCUUCUGGCCAAUGAGAGAACUGUCGCCAAGGAGAUCAGAGACGAGUACGUGGACACGAUGAGCAAGAUUUACUACAGUUACUUCAAAUCGUACAGCGGCCGGUUGCUCAAAGUUCAGUAUGAGGAGGUGGCGGACAAAGACGACCUGAUGGGAGUCGAAGACACGGCCAAGAAAGGUUUCUUCUCCAAACCGUCUCUGAAGAGCAGGAACACCAUUUUCACUCUGGGCCAGAGGGGGGCCAUACUGAGUCCUGCAGAGCUGGAGGGUCCGAUCCUGGUUCCACAUACAGCUCAGAGAGGAGACAGCAGGUAUCCCUAUGAAACACUGUUCCGCAGCCAGCACUACGCUCUGCUGGACAACGGCUGCAGAGAAUACCUCUUCCUGUCCGACUUCUUCAUGGUGGCUGGAAACUCUGCCCUCGACCUCUUCAACAGCAUCAUGGGAAAAACUCUCAGCAUGUUCCUGAAGAGUAUGUCCACCUACGUGUCCGACUGCUACGACAGCAUCGCCGUCUUCCUCUGCAUCCACAUCAUCCUCAGGUUCAGAGCCAUCACGGCCAAGAGGACCAUCCCCGCUCUAGACAAGUACUGGGAGGCCGUGUUGGAAUUACUGUGGCCGAGGUUUGAACUCAUCCUGGAAAUGAACAUCCACAGCAUUAGAAACACAGACCCUCAGAAACUGGGAGUCCUGGACACCAGACCACACUAUAUCACUCGUCGCUACGCAGAGUUCUCGUCAGCCAUCGUCAGCAUCAACCAAACAUUCCCAAACGAGAGGACCAACGCUCUGCUGGGACAGCUGCAGGUUGAAGUAGAAAACUUUGUGCUGAAGAUGGCGGCGGAGUUUCCCUCCAGAAGAGACCAGCUCAUCUUCCUCAUCAACAACUACGACAUGAUGCUGAGCGUCCUCAUGGAGAGGGCAGCAGAUGACAGCAAAGAGGUGGAAGGUUUCCAGCAACUGCUCCUGGCCAGAACACAGGAGUUUAUCGAGGAGAUUCUUUCUCCCCCCUUUGGAGGGAUGAUCGCCUUCGUGAAGGAGGCCGAGGCGCUGAUGGAGAAAGGGCAGCUGGACCGACUGAAGAAUGAAGAAGCUCGUAUCACUCAGCUGGUUCGGGGGUUUUCCAGCACAUGGAAACAAUCUGUGGAGGCGAUGAGUCAGGAUGUCAUGAGGUCCUUCACCAACUUCAAAAAUGGGACCAGCAUCAUACAGGGCGCCCUCACCCAGCUCAUCCAGUACUACCACGGCUUCCACAAAAUCCUGAACCAGCCCACGUUUCGCAGCCUGGCCGUCCGCUCAGAGCUCAUCAACCUGCACCACCUCAUGGUCGAGGUCAAGAAGCACAAACCCAACUUCUAACAGGGUGGCCUCGUCGGCGGGGAGACGGUAAACCGAAACAUGAGCACGACACGAAAACAACUGGAUUCUCUUCGCCCCGCUCCUCCUGUAGCCGAGUCGUGUCGCAGAUCAGCGAAGAGGCGACUUCCUCGCUGUGAAGGAGUCUGAGAAUCCUGCACACUUUACAGUCUUUAAAAAUGAAGGUGAUGAAGGGAUUUCAGGUGAUGUUCAGUGAGUGCAGGAUUCUUUGGUUUCUUCACAGCGACCAACAAAACUUUACAGCGUUCAAGGAGCGCUGAAGAAUGAAGAAAAACUUCCAACUACCUGCUAAUUCAAACAGUUCUGAAGUUAAAAUAAUCAAAUCGAGAAUUAACAGAAGUAAAGAAGAUCUAAAUUAUGACUUUCCAUAAGCUUAUUAAAGCAGUGGUGCAAAUUCUGACUUUAAUCAUGAAACACUGAACACACUUCUUUUGUCUUUAUUGUGCAUUGAAGGCAAGACUAUGUAGCUUUUGUUAAACACCAUUUUGUGUUUGGGGAUCUUUAUUCAAAAGAGGCACGGUCUUGCUUUUAAUUUCAGUCAGAGGAAACACAUUUGUUUAAAUCUGUUUGAUUUAUGACGCUGCACUUAAUGAGAGAGAUGCUCUUGUGAAAAUGUUUCUUGAAAAACCGAGGCUCAGCCGGGGAUUUUUCUUCUUGUCAACAAAUACCAGCCACAUGUUGGUGCACCGUUCUGACUCCUCUGCGACAUAAAAAACACCUCACCUGUAGUUUUACGCAAGGAACCCAUAUACUUCUCAUUUACAGGUUUGUAAUUUAUUUUUUGCGUUAUUAUUCAGUCUCAGCCUGAAAGUGAGCUAUCUGAUUAAAAUGCUUUCGUCCAUGUGGUGGAAAGGUGCGAUCAUCCUUUCAAUUUGUGAGAAACAACAUCCAGAAUUCUUUGCAGUCAGUUCCUUCCAAUACAUCUCUACAGGUCAGUGCUGCUGGAUUCAGCCUGUAGUUUGAAAUAAAGACUAGAUUCUGUAAAGUCUGCCUCUAAAACUGGAUAAAUUGGUCACACAACACUGAUUGAGUUCGUGGCACUGUUUUUUAAGGUUAGUUUGGUGACAUAUUAAGAGCUGAGCAGAGAUUUUGUACUUUUGGACCGAGAGCAGCCUGUUGUUAUUCCCAGAGAGUCAAAUCCUGCUGUUCUGUCAAAGCUGCUGGUGACCCUGAUACUGAGGUUUGAGCUCCAUGUUGGGUUUUGUUGAGUUUAGUUCUAUUUUGUGGUCUUAAAGCUCUCAUUUUCUGCUUGUUUACAGGUUUCUAAUUUUAUUUUUGGGGUCUUAUAACACAUAAUUUCCCUCAUACUGUACAUCCUCUUAUUAGCCGCUGUCUGAAACACUCCAGACAGGCCCGGCCUGCUCUGAUUGGUCAGCUGACCCCAUACUAGCUGGUUAACGUUGGUUUAUAGCCUUGGAUCUCUGACUCUGUAGCUCUAACAGAAGCAGCUCUGGUCAGGAAAUAUUGUCGGACUGAGAGGCAGCUGCUCAUUCUUUGUUUGAGGCCAACGUGGCUGCUCGACAAGCAUCAUGCAAAUGUGUUACAGGAUGAUGUGGAUAAGUAACAGAAGAAAAGUCUGGACUUUAAACAAGGCCUGUAAUGAACAGUGUGGGAGAGAAUACCUCCCUUUGUUGUGGACUUUGGCCUGUUGAAGUUUGCAGACCUUUGCCAAAGAAACAGUGAAGGGAGAAACACAAAAAGCAGAACAUGGGCUCUUUACAUUAGACCUACAAGCAGGUUUGCUGAAGUCAAAGUUGAUCAGAAAGCGCAGAGUUCUUCAUUUUUUAGUAUCGUUUAUAUAAAAUGUAUGUAUUCUGUUUGCCAGGAUGUGAAGGUAAAAAUCUGUCUGAGGCUCAGUUUCAAGUCUCCACAUCUCACAAACGUGUGGUUUCAUCAAACAGGAGGCGCUUGUCAGACAUUUAACAACGAUGAAGCAGGAGGAAACGUUAGUGCCGGUGAUUUAACUGGGUUUGCUGACAAGAAGAAAACCAAUCCUUUUUAAAGGAGUUCGACAGAAGCCACAGAGGGAGCGUUUCUCCAAGUUGCCGUGUGCCUUUUUUCUCCUUGAUCUCGCUGUACAGAAUCCAUCGUUGCAUUUAUUUAUGUGAAUCUGUGUUUCAAGUCAUUCCAGUGUGAACCAACAGUCUGUCAAUGAAUAACAGAAACAUGACACAGUGUUGUUGCUUGUUUUUUCAUCUCUUUAUUAGGUUUUAGAACAUCAACGUAGUAUUUAUGUGUAUAUAUUUAGUUUUGCUUAUUAACCACAAGAUGGGUCAACUAGUCUUUUUUUUUUUUUAAUCGCUCAUGUCCACAGCAAACGAAUCACAGCAAAAGACCCAACUACAUUCCUACUGACUAUAAAAAUCAUGAAAUUCCAACAGUUUCUUUUGGCUAAUGUCCUUAGUUUGCUUGACAAUUACAUUCAUUGUUACUUGUGUUAUUGAUUUACUGAGUUUUUUAAUUCUAUAAAUGAUCAGAAACAUUAACAUAGAUAUGUAUUGGGGUCAUUAACUUUUUCAUAAAUGUGUUUUUUUUUCCCAGUUCAAACCCACAGAUGGUAAAGAAGUUGAGCUUAUAGCAAUAUGAAAACCAGCAAAGCAGGAAAAUGUUUAUAUUUGAGAACAUUUUUACUUGAAAAUUAGUUGCAGCCAACAUUGAUCGUUUUGGUUCAUCUCUGUGUAAGAGUUGGUUUUUGUUUUUUUUUAAAUGAUAGUUAAUUUGAGCACAGGGUUUGCUUAUUAUGACUCCUAGCUUUUGUCAUCUCCUCCCUUGUGAUACAUUCAAGGACCAAAGCGUUCUCUAAAAUAUCAAACUAUGCAAAAUGUGCCGGUUCAAUGGAAUCGUUUCAAAGUUUCUCGGAGUGUCUUUAAACUCAUCAGAGUUCCUGCUUCAGAGUAUUUACAGCUUUAUUUGUCUUGUUUUAAAAAAGCAAAAACACCACUUCAACAGUUCAGACUGAAUAUACAGGCACAAAUAGGUGCUUUUAUUUGCAGCUACCAACCAAACCAGCAACCAGCUGACAAAAAUAAUCACACUUAAAUUAUGAAACCAAACCUCUAAACUGGUGCAUUUAAAUACUUUCACUCCAUUCUUUGAACAUAAACAUCAGUUUAGCAGUGAUUGCUGUCUUUUUGUUCACAAAUACUAGAUUUAACAAACAUAAAAUGUGAUUUCAAUCUUCAAACUGAAAAACAGGAGAGUCUAAAUUCUCCCAAUCCAGGACAUCAAAAAGUGCAUCUCCCAUUUUAGGGCUGCUCUCCAAUAAAGGGUUUAGAAGCUAACAUUAAUUAAAUCAUCCACGAAUGUUUCACAGAUCAGACGUUGACUAAAAAAGUCUGUUGCAAGUCUGUGGAAAAUCCUCCUUCAUCUGCAACUGAGGAGCUGAAAAACAAACUUUUU
Messenger RNA from Stegastes partitus (bicolor damselfish), 5613 nucleotides. It is a transcript of the gene vps52, whose product is annotated as VPS52 subunit of GARP complex. Bases 22 to 2196 code for a protein of 724 amino acids. Gene Ontology annotation, molecular function: syntaxin binding. Lineage: Eukaryota; Metazoa; Chordata; Actinopteri; Pomacentridae. Gene Ontology annotation, cellular component: GARP complex. The record is from RefSeq and is a predicted model, not a curated record. The transcript has 21 exons. Gene Ontology annotation, biological process: Golgi to vacuole transport; endocytic recycling; lysosomal transport.